Molecule: messenger RNA, 957 nt
Organism: Rosa chinensis
Lineage: Eukaryota; Viridiplantae; Streptophyta; Magnoliopsida; Rosales; Rosaceae
Product: serine/threonine-protein kinase PCRK1
Exons: 4
Coding region: 1-957 (318 amino acids)
Biological process (GO): protein phosphorylation
Molecular function (GO): ATP binding; protein kinase activity
Source: RefSeq, a predicted model, not a curated record
AUGGAUCCCUACACGCAACUCACCAGUACACACGGCCUCAGAGUCUUCCAACUCUCAGAGCUCGAGAAGGCCACCAAGAAUUUCAGCUCGUCUCGCUACGUUGGAGGGGGAGAUUUUGGAGCUGAGAUCUUUAAGGGAGUGAUCAAGAAUGCCAACAAAACAAAACUUCAUGUACUGGUCUAUAGGAUCACCCGAGGACCUACUCUUGAGGCAAAAAGCGACGAAGAGUGGGCGGGGGAGCUCACAAAACAAGUAUCAGCUAUUGACGAUCAUCCAAACUUCGUUAAAGUGGUGGGAUAUUGUGCCACUCGAUACAAGAAGAAGAAGGGACAUGUAGAGCCUGUACGAUUUAUAGUGGAAGAAGAUGCAUGCAAUGGAAAUUUACAUGACUAUCUACAUGAGGGGCGGCAUCAACCUCUUUCAUGGGCAAAGAGGCUCAACAUACUCCGAGAUGUUGCUCGUGGUUUGGCUUAUUUUCAUGAUUCAUUAGAUAACAAGAUACUGUCUUUUAAGUCCUCUAACAUACUCUUGGAUGAGAACGUAAAUGCCAAAUUGUCAGAGUACGCGACAGCAACACUAGGUCCUUUCGAUGAAAACUUGAUGGACGUUACAUGUGUUUCUGUGAGUUAUGAAGCUCCUGAACUCCUUCUAAGAGGCGACUUGACGUCCAAGAGCAACGUGUGGAGCUAUGGCGUCUUUAUCUUGGAGGUCAUAACUGGUAACCAGCCAUCUGAUGGAAACCUGACGAAAAAGUUGAAGAAAUUAUGGAGCUCCGACAGAAACAAGUUGGAGAAGAUGAUAGACCCCAAGCUUAAAGGAAGGUAUUCUGCAGAAUCGGCAAUGGCACUAGCAGCACUUGCAGCUGAUCAUUGCUUGCAGGAAGAGCCAAACAAGCGACCAAAAAUGAGUGAGGUCCUUGCAAUGGUGUCUACAAUGGCAGAGACAGCAGAAAUUUGA